AUGCUCCAGAUGCCACAGCAAGAUGGCGAAUCGAGAUGUAUACCAGUCCCUGGCUCUUCUGGCCCGUGCAAACAGAUACGCAUCGUAUACUCCGAAGGCACUGGAGCUUUCAGCUUAGCCGAUACGAAGAGAGCCGUGGGUCUCCAGGCUCUCUUAUCCCGCGAAGUGGACCAAGCGACAAACCUCAAGCUCAAACUGAGUCGAACGCAGAGGUUCGGGAUUGCUGCAGCGCUGACUUGGGCUGUUCUGUAUAUGGGCGAUUCGCCGUGGCUUGAAGAAGUUCUCAGCAGCGAAAACAUCCAUUUGUUUCUGGAAGAAGCGAAAGGACUAUCGUUACCACACAUUUCCAAACAUCCGUACCUUUCGUACGAUUUCCAGCGUUCCGCCAUACAUCCUGAUCUAGCUUUACAGACAGCCGCGCCCGCUGAUCAGUUCCAAGCCAGCCAGAUCCAAAGCCCCAUUCUAUAUAGCCUCGCUAUGCGCCUCAUUGAGCUAGGCGUCGGCAAAACCUUUGGAAGGCUUAGACAGGAAUAUCGCGGAGCCAACUCCAUGAACGCCGCUGCCACUGCUGUAUCUUCAAUCGAAGACUACAAGAUUGCUAAGGAACAGAUUGAGGAGCUCAUGCUAGACUCUGAGUCGUAUGCAUAUGCAGUGGACCGAUGCCUGAGGUUUCUGUUUCCGGGUCCUCCAGCGCGAAAUACAUUCGAAUAUGUCGUGUUUCGCAAGACGUUUUUCGACGAUGUUGUAGCACCCAUACAGGCAGUUUUUGACUAUAUGCCGACGUCAGACUCGGAACUCAGCCUAUGA
Molecule: messenger RNA, 807 nt
Organism: Alternaria triticimaculans
Lineage: Eukaryota; Fungi; Ascomycota; Dothideomycetes; Pleosporales; Pleosporaceae
Exons: 1
Coding region: 1-807 (268 amino acids)
Source: RefSeq, a predicted model, not a curated record